Molecule: messenger RNA, 3441 nt
Organism: Sceloporus undulatus (fence lizard)
Lineage: Eukaryota; Metazoa; Chordata; Lepidosauria; Squamata; Phrynosomatidae
Product: zinc finger protein OZF-like
Exons: 6
Coding region: 455-2698 (747 amino acids)
Biological process (GO): regulation of transcription by RNA polymerase II
Molecular function (GO): DNA-binding transcription factor activity, RNA polymerase II-specific; RNA polymerase II cis-regulatory region sequence-specific DNA binding
Source: RefSeq, a predicted model, not a curated record
UGCCCUUCUCUCCCUGGCCCUUAUCCCCAGUGAGUGGGGCUUUUGUGGCCGAGCGGUGAUUCGAACCCAGGUCUCCCAGAGCCCCAGUCCAACACUCAGACCCUGCCUUUUUGCUAUCAGAUGGCAGAUGAUUGUUGCAGUCGGAUUCUAGUGCAGUAACUCCUGUUUUUAACUUUAUUUAAUCUGUUUAUUUUCUCUUCCUCCAGCCUUUUCUCUUCUGUGUUUGAUGUAAGGUGGCUCCAGGGGCAGAACUCCAGGCAGGAAGACCUGGUGGUUCACUGGAUUUUUUACCUUUCUUCUUGUCAACACAGUACAAUAACGUUUAGCACAGUAACAUCUUGAAUUUGCACAAUUUUAGAGCAGAGCCUGCUUAAAGAUUCUUUGCUCUGAAAGAGAGGAGGGUGGCAAAGUAACUUUGCUCCCAUUUUCCACUUCAUUGGACACCAAUUCAAAGAUGAAUGAGCCAGAUUCAGCUGGACCUGAAGCAGAAACAGGUCUUGACAGCAGUGGAGAAUUCUGGGGGGAAACUCUGCAGACAUUUCUGAGUGAAGACAGUGGCAUCUCAGACAUAGAACAUCAGUGGUUCAGGCAGUUUUCCUACCAAGAGGGAAAGAGGCCAAACAAAACCUGUGAUGUCAUGAGUCCUGAGAGCAGUGGGGAAUUCUGGGAGAGAACCAUGCAGAAGGUUCUGAAUGAAGAUAUGGCCAGCUCAGACAUACAGCGCCAGCACUUCAGGAAGUUCUCCUACCAAGAGGGCAAGGGGCCCCGAGAGGUUUGCGGACGACUCCACAAUCUCUGCCACCAGUGGCUCAGGCCGAAGGAACAGACUAAAUAUCAGAUCCUGGACCUGGUGAUCCUGGAGCAGUUCCUGAGCAUCCUGCCCCCCGAGAUGGAAAAGUGGGUCAGGGAAUGUGGGGCAGAGACAUGUUCCCAGGCAGUGGCCCUAGCAGAAGGUUUUCUUCUGAGUCAGGCUGAGGACAAGAAAUGGGAAGAACAGGUGAAAAAUCUGUAUGAGGAAGUUGAGUUUCAACUUUCAUCAGAGAAGCAGCCAUCAGACACUAUCCAGAGUCCUCAAUGGAGGGAGUUCAAGCAAGAGGAAGUCGAGGUUGUGGCCUUUCAGGAAUCUGGAAUGACACCACCAAGAAAUGUAGAGUCAUCUCUUCCUUUUUGGGAAGGCGCAGAACUAUUUGAGGAUCCAGUAUCCUUUGAGGAUGUGGCUGUCCAUUUUUCCCCAGAGGAGUGGGCUCUUUUGGAUCCUGAUCAGAAAGUCCUGCAUGCUCAGAUCAUGGAGGAGACCCAUGGGAUUGUGGCUUCUCUUGAUAACUGGAGCAAAAGAAACUUAUGCAGCAAGUGUGGGAAGUGUUUUGGACAUAAAUGGGACCUUGCCAGACACCAGAAGGCCCACAUAGAAGAAAGUUCUGCCAAAGAGAAAGUCUUCAAGUGCAACAUGUGUGGGAUAUGGUUUGCCCAGAAUAUGACAUUUGUGUUUCACAGGAGACUCUGUGUUGGGAAAAGACACUUUGGAUGUAAAGUUCCAGGGAAACUUUUUGAUUACAGAUUGUCAUAUCUGAGCCACCAAGCAGUCCACAAGGGUGACAAAACACACAAAUGCCAAGAGUGUGGGGAACACUUUGCUGGCAGAAUAGAAUUAGUGGUUCAUCAGAGAGUCCACACAGAAGAGAAACCAUACAAAUGUCAAGAGUGUAGGAAAUGUUUUUCUCAGCGUUCCUACCUUGUGAGCCACCAAAAGGUCCAUGUGGGAGAGAAACCAUAUAAAUGCCAGGAAUGUGGGAAAGGUUUUGCUUGGAAUUCAACCUUUGUGAGGCAUCAGAAAAUUCACACAGAAGAGAAACCAUACAAAUGUCAGGAGUGUGGAAAAGGUUUUUUUCAGUGUUCACACCUUGCGAGUCACCAGAGGAUUCACACAGGAGAGAAACCAUACAAAUGCCAGGAGUGUGGUAAAUGUUUUGUUCAGCGUUCCUAUCUUGCAAAGCACAAAAGACUCCACAGAGGAAAGCAAUUAUACAAUUGCCAGGAAUGUGGGAAAGGGUUUUCUGAGAAUUCAGCCUUUGUGAGGCAUGAGAAAAUUCACACAGGAGAGAAACCAUACAAAUGCCAGGAGUGUGGGAAAUGUUUUGUUCAGAGUUCACACCUUGCGAGUCACCAGAGAAUUCACACAGGAGAGAAACCAUACAAAUGCCAGGAAUGUGGGAAAUGUUUUUCAGAGAAUUCAAACCUUAUGAAGCACAAGACACUCCACACAGGUGAGCAACCAUACAAAUGUCAAGAGUGUGGGAAAUGUUUUGCCUGUAGUUCAUAUCUUGUGAAGCAUAAAAGACUCCACUCAGUAGAGACACCAUACAAAUGCCAGGAGUGUGGGAAAUGUUUUGUCUGCAGUUCAUACCUUCUGAAGCACAAGAGACUCCAUACAGGAGAAAAACCAUACCAAUGCCAGGGUUGUGAGAAAAGUUUUUCUAGAAGAUCAUACCUUGUGACACAUGAAAGACUCCAUACAGGAGAGAAACCUUAUAAAUGCCAGGAGUGUGGAAAAUGUUUUGCUUACAGUUCAUCUCUUGUGAGCCACCAGAGACUCCAUACAGGAGAGAAACCAUAUAGAUGCCAGGAGUGUGGUAAGAGUUUUGCUCAGAGUUCAUACCUUCUGAAACACAAGAGACUCCACACAGAAGAGAAACCAUAGGAAAUAUUUUAUUGCAAGUUCACACCUUGUGACCUACCAUAGACUUCUCACAGGAGAGAAACCAUGGAAAUGUUAGAGGUGUGGGAAAUGUUUUGCUCAGGUGUCAUGCCUUACAACACACAAGAGAGUCUACAGAAGUGAGAUACAAUUAAAAACAGUUGGUUUGUCAACUGUUGCAUUGAUAAAUAUCUCUGACUACUGAGAAAUCUUGACUAAUAUUUUGGUGGAAUCUCCUUUCUUUUAACUAUUUCCUUAGCUGUGUUCCUUUUAUCUUGUGCAACUGUACAAAUGUUAGAGAGCUGGAAAUGUUUUCCUCACAAUUCAUAGCUUGUGAAGCACAAGAGAAUCCACAGAGUUGAAAAACACAUGGUGUUAUUACUGCCAAGUCAUAUUUUUGGAUUCAUCAAAGAAUGUGAACAAGAAUCAUACAUACGUUUGAACAGAACUCAAGGGCAAUUUAAGACUAUCCCCUGCAAGUUCAGAAAUCUGCAGCUAAGGCAGUUGUGACAUGUGGCUAACGUCUGGUUGAAAAUCUCCAUUGCAGAGGAAUAUAGUUCUUUCUCAACAACUAAUAUUUUUCUGGAAUCUCCUUUCUUGUAAUUUGAAUCCAUUAGUUGGGGUCCACUGUGUAUUUCUUUUGGCAAGGGGGUGACCAACCACCCGCGCAGUCUGAGGAUAAACCAACUCAGCUGCAGCCAAACAAUACUGUAACAGAAAUUUAAUAAAACUAAAAUUCCCAGCCA